AUGUAUUACCUUGAAGACAAUACUGAUGAUGAGCAAGAAGAUCUGCCUUACGAUGGAGAUCUACAAAAUGCAAAUCAACACAAGUGUGAUUCACAAAACCUGGAAAAUUUAACUUCCAUAGAAAAUCGCUCUCAAGGUGUUUUCACCUUGACGUCUUCUCACAAAAGCAAUCAUUCAAAAGAAAAAUCAGACUGCAGAACACAAGUUCCUGAAACAAAAAUAAAUCUGGCAUCAUUGCCAAGGGAAAAUGACAUGGAACGUACCAUGACAACAGAGAAGGAAUUACUAGCUUGGGAUGUUAGCAGUUCAGGAAGAAAUCAACAUUUCUCCAACUCAAAAAUUUCAGAUGUCCUUUUACGUCAUCUUCCCAAAGAAGAAUUAUUAAGUUCAUGCCAAUUAAUUGAUUCUGAGACUAUCCCAGAGAUAUCAUUUACUGAAAGUUUUGAUGAAACUAUCCUAAAUAAAAUUAAGAUUUCAGAAAGUACAAGAAUCUCUUCACCAAAGGAAGAAGGAAAAAAUGGUCUUGAAUUCUGUAAUUCGGAAAGAGAAGUAAAAUGUGAAUCAGUUGACAAAAACUGGGAUUUGACUGAAGAUAAGCAGUUUGUAAUUGGUAAAAGUGCUAAUCCUAGUUGUGACCAAAAAGACUGUAAAGAUAUUCCACACCUUGUAACUCAGGAACAACAUGCAAUUAUUGAAGACUUAAGUUAUUUCUCAAGCCCCCCAAAAGUCUACCAAGAGCAAAAAUGUUUUCUGGGAACAACUUCUCAUAAUCUCAAAAACAGACAACGUCAGGUUCAUUAUCGGGUUCCUGAUUUCUCUAAGGUUCCUCCAAAGGUCAAAAUACCUAAAGGAAACAAUAACAACUCAAGCCCUGUAGUUAAAAUAAUCACAUCUCCCCCAAAUUUGCUUGGUAAAUCAGCAGUUGUGAAAGAUAUUUUAGAAGCAAUGAAUUCUUGGGAAUCUGUUGCAGCCAGGAACCAAGAACAGGAAAUUAGAAUACCUGAACUUGACCAACAGCUAGAGCUGCUGACAAAACAAGCUGAGGCUCAGAAUCAUAUUGAUCAUCUAAGAUUUAAUGCUAAGAUACUUCCGUGCUCAAAUCAUAAUAGACCAAAUCCUGGCAUUAAAUCACAAAGUUCUGGAAUAACUUCCAAAAUGUCUUCAGUUCCACCUAUAACUAUCCCUGUGAAUCCCGUGGGUGGUUUCUCCCAGUCACAUUUUUCAGAACUGCAGUCUCAAAGAAUGAACUCACCAUUACCCUCAGCUGAUGCAACAAGACAAUCAUCUGUGAAUCCUCCACUGUUGCAGAAAGUAACAGGAGAAGAAAAGCUUUUUAAGCUGUUAAAGGAGCAGUCAGAGGAGCUAAAAACAAAAGUGGAAACAUUUUCUAAAGGUCUGAUACAGGGUGCUUUCCCAGUAGAAGAAUGUCAUCAGCUUUUGAGGCUUUUAAUGGACCAACUGGACCAACUGGAACGGAAUUACUUAGCCAUGAAGGAGAAGCACAAAAAUGACAAGUACUCAUCAAUAAGUGUUGGAGAGUUCGAUCCUGACAGAAAAGUGGAGGGGGAAAUAUUUACGCUUGGGAUGCUACUUGAGGAUAUCAAAGAGAAAAUUGAUAAGACCUGCACCCCAUAUUCUUCAGCUUUUGUAAAAUCACCUUCAUUCACACCAUGUGAAUCUAUUUCUUUCUAUUCAAGUUUUUCUGAGAGUCCAAUGAUUUCAAGCAUUAGUGAGGCUUCACAAAAGAUUGCUUGCGGAAUGAAUAUUGUUGAGAAUAAAAAGUAUGGAGAGAACAGAAGUCAUCCUACGGAGGUGAUUUCACAGAGGAUGUAUCAACAACCUAGCCAAGGUAGAAGAUGCCAUCCCUUCCAUCAGGACCAGAUAGAGCUGCAAACUAAAACAUCCCAUGAUAAAAUAGCAGAUUCUCUGGAAAGAUCAGGUCUGCUAGCAAGCCAGCAAUCUACUCAUCACUGCUUCUUUUCACCUAUUAAAAAGGCUGGAGAGCUGCAAUUCCACAGACCACUUACAGCAGAUCAGAAUUACAGUGAUCAAGAAAACAUAGAUGGCUAUUGGGAAAUGAGAUCUCCACCUCCAAGAAAUCCAUACAAUACAAGCAAUCAAGAAUCCAACAUGACUGUAUUGAAAGAACAAGAAAGCUUAGCUUGUUCUUCAGAUUUUCUUGAGGAGUUGGGAAAUUCUGAAAAGGAUCAUAAUAUUAUACAUCCUAGAUUGAAAAUACAGUUAUCAUGUAAACAAGUUUGUUCCUGCUCUUCCAGUAGAAAUAAAAAAAUGGAGCACAGAAAAACAACCAGAGGAAAGUCAGACUGUGAAAGAUACUCUAUCUUCUUAGAAGGAAAAGCAGUGGAUUUAGAUUUAUCAGACAGUUCAAGCAGUGGAGUAUGUCUGGAAAAGAGUAUUAAAAGUCAUGGAUCGCGGACAAUGGAUCUACAAGAACAAAAUAAAGCAUCUUCACAAAAUAAAGGCACCAACCUUCAAUGGAUUUAUACAAAGAAACAACCAGAAGAGUUUAUAGACAGGCUCUGUGACAGACAAAAUCUAUAUAUUCCCCAAACUCGCUACUCAAGGAUGAAUGAUACUAUUAUCCUUUCACCACAAUACCUCACUAGAAGGAAUAUUCAUGGAAGGUUAAUGAGCAAUCUGAGAAACAAGCACAUUGAAGACACAAAUACAAAGAUACUAAGCUCCACUUUGGAUGAUGUUAUACAGACUGCAAAUAACUUGAGGAAAACUACAGAACACAUGAUGCAAGUUGUUUCAGAAGAUCUAGCCAAGGCCAAAAUUCAGACACUUUCCAGUGUGGGAGCUUGCCAGUACUAAAUCUGAAUGUGUGUUGUGAAAACUGACAAAACUAUAUUUGAAAGAGAGACCAGUUGAAUGUGCAAAGAAGUAAAACACACAUUUUUUCUUAUCCUUCUUCCAUCAUAAAAAAUUAACAUU
Molecule: messenger RNA, 2958 nt
Organism: Rhineura floridana
Lineage: Eukaryota; Metazoa; Chordata; Lepidosauria; Squamata; Rhineuridae
Gene: AKNAD1
Product: AKNA domain containing 1
Exons: 17
Coding region: 1-2838 (945 amino acids)
Source: RefSeq, a predicted model, not a curated record